Symbiodinium natans is the source of this 1152-nucleotide messenger RNA. NCBI's taxonomy places the organism in Eukaryota, Dinophyceae, Suessiales, Symbiodiniaceae. The record is from the annotation of a GenBank genome assembly.
AUGGCCGGCCUCCUCUCAGCUCUUCGCCAGCGUUUUGUCGACUGCGGCUGCUUCCAGUUUGCAGCGCCGCGCUUGCCGGAUGAGGCGCCGGCCCCUCCGCCCAAGGUGCGGCUGCCACUUCCCCUGAGUGUGGGCUUCGCAGUGGUCACUCUGAAGGAGACAGAGGAGGUGCCCAAGCUGGAGCUGCGCAUCACGGCGGCCGAGGACCAGGACGUCACUGAUGACGGGCUCACGGCCAUGCUGGAUUACAUGGACUUCGUCCUUGACCUUCCCCAAGCCUCAUCGGGUGAGGGCUUCCAGAUCUCCUUUGAGCAGAUGGCAUUUCUCGGCCCAUCGCACUCGGACAUCCUCAAGCAGGUGAUCUGCUGGAGCUGUGAGCCGGGCCGCUCCUCGAAGUUCGCUGAACGCUGCAAGCGCUGGAAGAUCCUCUGCCCGGCCGCCACCUUUUUUCAGGUGGACCGCUACCUUCUCCAGGCGGGCUUUGCUUUCUACCCGCCGCCUUGCCCGACCUACCUCCUCACCGACGAGCACCCGAGCAUCGAGGAGGGCAACCCGGACAUGAAGAUCUUCGAGCCCAACCAGGAGAUCCAGAAGUUCGCGCGCUUGGAGGAGGACCUGCAACAAGAGGUCGCCACCCACAAGGACAUGGAGGGCCAUGUGCACCUCCCCACGGCGGACAAUGGCAGCAGGGUCUCCAAGUACAAGGACGGGCGCAUCCCGGCCAGCUUGAAUGUGGGCUUCGCCAUCGUCAGCCAGGGCUUCGAUGGGAAGGAGGGCUACCUCCGGAUCCAGGGCUUAGAAGGAGACCUGGACAUGGAUGGCCUGCACGAGAUGAUGGACUUCAUGGAUGCCUUCACGCUGUCGCCCAGCGCCGAGCGAGGCUUCUCCAUCAUGUACGACAUGCGCACGCUGCGUGCGCCAUCGAUGCAGAUGGUGACCACUGUGGCGGAAUGGGGCGCGCAUCCUGUUCGACAGAAGCGAUGGGAGCAGCUGAACACCUCGUGCAAGGUGAUCAUCAGCGCAGGGCUGCGGUUCACCCUUGCAAAGGGGAUCCUUGCAACCUUCUUCCUCCUGUGCCCGCCCGUCACCCGGACGUAUCUGAUGGAUGACCCAGACCAGCCGCUGGAGCGAGCCGUGCUCUUUGAGCCCUGA